This is a messenger RNA of Leptonychotes weddellii (Weddell seal), 513 nucleotides long. The record is from RefSeq and is a predicted model, not a curated record. NCBI's taxonomy places the organism in Eukaryota, Metazoa, Chordata, Mammalia, Carnivora, Phocidae.
GAAGUGGCCGAGCUGUCGGGAGGGGCCUGAGUGGGCACUUCGAGGACCCAAGAUUGUCUAAAGCCACAGGGAAAAUGGUGGAAAAUUCACCGUCGCCAUUGCCAGAAAGAGCGAUUUAUGGCUUUGUUCUUUUCUUAAGCUCCCAAUUUGGCUUCAUCCUGUAUCUUGUGUGGGCAUUUAUUCCUGAAUCUUGGCUAAACUCCUUAGGAUUAACCUACUGGCCUCAAAAAUACUGGGCAGUUGCAUUGCCCGUCUACUUCCUCGUUACUAUAGUAAUUGGUUACGUACUCUUAUUUGGAAUAAACAUGGUGAGUACCUCUCCACUCAACUCCAUUCAUACAAUCACAGAUAACUAUGCUAAAAAUCAACAGCAGAAGAAAUACCAAGAGGCCAUCCCAGCAUUCAGAGAUAUUCCUAUUAGUGAAGUAAACCAAACGUUCUUCCUGGCAACUAAAUAACUUUAUGCCAAAAACUAAAUUGUAUGUAGACUAACACUGAGCAUUUACUAUAAUU